Stylophora pistillata is the source of this 3408-nucleotide messenger RNA. RefSeq lists its product as uncharacterized. Lineage: Eukaryota; Metazoa; Cnidaria; Anthozoa; Scleractinia; Pocilloporidae. The record is from RefSeq and is a predicted model, not a curated record.
CUUCCCAUACAUGAGCUAGACACGAUGGUCUUUUGAGUUUUUACCAAAAAUCUACUAGGAUCUGUUGUUUCUCGACCUUGAACUGGAUCAUGUAAAUUUUGGAAGGUCAUGCCGACGGCUGGUGAAGCGACACUAAAAUCGCAAUCGUUAAAAAAGACUGCGAAAGAUGCCAGAGCUUCCUCUAAAGGAAAUAAGAAGGCAAUUAAGCCCAGAUCUGCUAAUACUGGGGAAGCAAAAAAGGGCACGAAGACUACAUCAAAACGAACUUCAGGAAAAAGUUCUAUUCCAGUACCUGUGAAGAGAGGACUGAGGGGAAAAGAAAAUGCAGAUCCAAAUGUGGAUCCAGUCAAGCCCAUCAAAAAAUCCACAAAAGUCAAAAAAGCUCCAGACUUCAGGAAACUUCAUCAAAAAUGGGAAAACCAGUUUUCCAAGGGUAAAGCAGUUGCAAAGAGGAAAAACACAAGGUUUGAACCCUUUGACCUUGCCAUAGGCAGCCAACAAGGUCACAGGUCUGAAAAACCAUUCAUCUAUAACAGUGGAGAUGAACAGGACCCUGAUGCCAAGGAUGAGGAUGAGGACUUUAAGAUUGACAGCACAGCUUUGAAAGAAAUUUUAAGCAAUACAGGAAUUAAGGAUAAGGAUCGCCCAAUUACUGGUCGAGCGACAAUUGCGGGGAUACCCUCAAGCAAAUCGGGCCUAACAACUCACGUCGCAGAAGGGACUGCUACGAGAACUUCAAUUUACUACACGGGACCGCCAACCCAACAUGCUUUGGAAGCGUCAAGUUCUGCGUUGUGUACACCACGUGCUGCACUGACCGGUGCGUCUUCCCUGAAACAGCGUCAAGUUGACAAUGCACUUACUAGGUCCCAGGCCUCCUCUUGCGUUAAGAAACAGGUAGCCUGGGCAGACGAAGAAAACGAAGAAUUCGAAUUUCAACCUGAUAGCCAGGCCCUACAAAGUAUUCUUAGCAACACGGGGAUAACUUUUAACCAAUCUAGCGCCCAGCCCACCAGCCGGGUGACCUUAGCAGGCGGGCGGGUCACUUCAUACCGCAGGACACGACAGUCCUUUAGGGAGCCUGAACCUCAAAGGACGUCCAUAUAUUAUACGGGCCCCAGACUCACUCGACCAAUCCCUAAAGCUCGUGGAAUGGGUCGAACUUCUGUAUUUGGCACAAGAAACAUGACUGCUGGCUCCGCUUUAAGUUCACAGAAACUUACCAUGUACGAUCCAUUAGCAACAAUUGUUGGCAGACAAGGACAUCAAGAACUCGAAAACAAACCAAUUGUCAGUUCAGGAGCAAUGAAGGUUGCUUCAUCAAGCGACGAACCAAACCCUCAAACCGUGAAUGGAAAUCUUCUGUUUACACCCGCACGUGAACAAGUAUCUAGUGCUAAGUUCGUCUCUACCAGAAAUCAACCAAGUUGGGCAGAAAUUUUCACACCGCAACGAGGCAUAAGUACCCAGGAUUCCGCAGUACGGGCUGUUCGUUCGCAAGCUUUUCACGAGCCACUACGGACUCCAGUGAACCAGCCAGAUCUUCAAGGGGAUAUUUGUACACCGCAGCGGAUAACCGGUGUUCGAAAUGCCUCGUUAGCACAAUUGCCUUCUCGACAACAACAAUCCGAGACUGUAGCGACACCAGUUAAGCACGUUGCCAUUCAUUCCGAGUCGUUUAGCCCAGACCACCCACCCAUUUGGUCCGAGAUGUUUACACCACAGAACGCUACGAGACACCCUGAAGCAAUGAUGACGAGUCCCACAAACAAUCCUCCUUCUACCCCUAUGUGGCAAAAUUUUUCGACGACCCAGAGGUCUGGCUCCACUCAGGACCUCGGUUCUAGGCUCCGAUGCUCCACGGUAGAAAUUACAAGUUUCAAGCCAGACGUAGAUACGAGCUGUUAUUCAAUGGAGGAUCCACAAGAACCCAAGCAGAUGGCUGACGUCCAAGAUGGGCGAUUGAAGUUAACUACGCAACAGGAAGAGGAUGGCAUCACUCGGCUGGAGCGUCAAGCGCUUGAAGAUUUAGGAUUGCUUAAAGUUACUGAGGAAUCACCAAAAGAUACUCCAGGCCCUCCAGGAAAUAUUAGGGAGAAUAACAAUCUCAUGCGAUCGCCAAUCUUUGAUAAUUGGAUAAAUGAAUCUAAUACAAAAAAUCCGAGAACCCCUGCCAAUAGUCAAACAAGCCCACGGUCAGUAACAAUAAGUCGGUCAGCCGGGAUUGCAAGUGAACUUUUUAGGUCGUCAUGUAAGUCAACACCUCAAACCUCAUCGAGUUCUCAUUACUCGAGGUUCUCUCCGGUAGUGAGGUUAGCCACCCCCACUCCUGUGGGGCAGUCGUCAACGAAUUCCCAUAGCGCUUUGUACAACUGGUCCCAACAAGGUGUAAGGGCAACCUCUGCCAUUCAAUUUAAUUCGACUCCUCUGUAUUGUCACCAAGAUGUGCCAGCAAAUAAUGCUCCCCGCGUCGAUGACAAUCACAAAUGUGACGGCUUUCUUCGAAACCCUGUGAAUUUACAAUAUUCUGCGGUAAAUCAAACUCAGUGUGUGACGCCUACUCCAGUGAAAGCCACAAACCGUGCAGUUUUACAAACUACGCUCGGGGAUGUGGCGAGUCCUGUUCAAACUGCUUCACAACAAACUUGCCGAACAGUGGCGUCACGCACGAGUCCUACCGACAAAAGAGCAAUGACAAGCCAACGAAAUCUUUCUAAAGAACCAUACAAUCGCCCUGUACAAGUGGUAUCACCAACUUCAAAAACACAGAGAUCUACGUACACCCCCUCUGACAACAGGAGCCUUUCUCUUAGAUCAGCACUGGCCUUUAAUACCAGGAAACUAGGUAGACCCACCAUAGAAGAUUCAUCAACACUCAAUGCCGGUGCAAGUACACGUUUUCGUUGGAAACCGAAUUUGUCCGAGGUUGUCCCGACUGCUUUUCGACCGACGGUUUCUGGUUCCCGAAGAAUACCGAAAACGCUGGCUCAAGAAGCACUGUUAGAUUUGGAAGUUUCUGUUUACAUGACAGCCGGUAAUAAUCGCUUGGUAACAUCAACGUGGAGUGAACGGCCGUUGAACCCCUUGGCCAAAGUUUUCUUGGAGGGAGAUUCCAGGCACUUCCUACCAAUUAAUGACAAUCACUCGCGCUAGUGCAGGAGAGACCGCAGCCAAUUGGUGGCCACGUCGGCACCGACUUCAACUUUUUUACUUGAUUAUGACUUGAAAGAGAAUAUCUUUUUCUUUCGUAGAAAAAAAUACAGAAUUUACCUCACGGUUUGUCCAUCAUUAGCCAUCGUCUUUCUUGUUUGGUUUAUUCUUACCUCUUUAGUUGUGUUUCUUCAUCAAGAAAAUCUCUGUGUUUUAUCAGUUUGGAGCACCUUUUGAUUUAGUGCCGUAAAAAAAAAA